UCUGACAUAAUUUUGUAAUAUGGCUUAAUAAGAAGAUUUUUGUUUCUGAUCAGCUAAGGAAAGUUGAAAGAGGAAGAAAACACUAGGCCCUACUCGUUUAAGCGAGACAAGGUUGGGAAUGCAGUAAUAGUCUACGGAGAUUUUAUGAAAUAAAAUCGACAGCAAUGUGCGAGAGUUCUGUCUGCUUCGUAAAAAAGGAAUAAAAACAAACUCCCCGCACAUAUCUGAUGUAAAACGCCGAGCUCGCUUAGCUCUGCCAGGUCAUAUAUAAAACUCGGGUACAUCUCAUUAAGCAUUACACCCAGAAAAACUGCAUAUGACGACACAUUUCCCUUAGUGGCGAAUAUUUUGUCUGUUAAAUCAUGUCGUCUAAUAUUUUUUGUUCUAUAUCCAAUAAUUUAUCGGCCCAACUGAAUGGAUUGUGUAAAAAUCUUUUUCGUGCAGUCUUCUGUAUCGUAGGUUGGCGCAUUGCCAUUGGCAUUGGUUUAAAAAGCUGACGGCGGUUGGUUGUAAUAAGGAAUAAGUAAUUAUAAAUUACUAUAAUUGCUUUAGUUACCAGAGAGGUUUAAAAAGAGAUCAUCUCAUAAAUUCUACUAAUACAUUAUUUGUGAAGUUGAUCAACACGCUCGUUUGUGUUUUCUUGAUUACUCGCUCAUUUCCAACAAUAUAUAUAAAUUUUAGUGGCAGAGCUAUGGCAGCUAGAGAUAUGUUUUUAUACUGGGUAUCGGGCAGCGCUCCAUGUUGGAGGGCUAUGAUUGUGUUGGAAGAGAAGGGUUUAGCAGGAUAUGGAAAUAAAUUAAUUUCUAUCACUAAAAAGGAGCAAAAAUCAGAAGAAGUUAUAAAGAUAAACCCACGUGGACAGGUACCAACAUUCAAACAUGGUGAUAUUAUACUGAAUGAGUCGAAAGGAAUUUGUCAUUACUUGGAGAAUCAGUUCAAGAAACAAGGUACGCAAUUAAUUCCUGAUGAUGCAACAAAACAAGCACUUGUCUUGCAAAGAAUGUAUGAGAGUGAAAAUAUUUUCGAUAAAAGUAUUAAAGCGAUCAUGGUUUAUUACUUCACCACGGAGAAAGAAGAUAUUGAUGAAGAGUAUUUAAAAAAGAAGCGUGAAGAAUUAGCGAAAGAGUUGGAAAUAUGGGAGAAGUAUUUAGAGGGUAAUUUUAUCGCUGGUCCUGAUUUUACCAUGGCCGAUAUUUAUGUCUUCACCUAUCUUGCAGUAUUGGUUCGUGGAAGUUUGACAUUGGAUGCAAGACCAAAUAUCAAGAAAUACUACGAGAGCUUAUGCAAACGACCUUCUAUUCAAGCUUCAUGGCCACCACAUUACAAGGAAAGCCCUCCUACGCAGAUCUUUGCUGGUGUUUAAUGAUUUUCUGUUAAAUUUUUUUUUGCUGCAUUAAUAUUUACAUUUUAUUAUAUAUUCCCAAUCUUAGGCUCUUUAAUACAGUAAAUAGAUUAGACCUCUCUACGAAUUAUAUUUUCUACUCAGAAGUUGCUUUUAUUUGUAAAAAGUUAUUUGUUUAACUAUGUUAUUUUUCAA
Hydractinia symbiolongicarpus is the source of this 1537-nucleotide messenger RNA. RefSeq names its product glutathione S-transferase A-like. The transcript has 4 exons. Bases 692 to 1363 code for a protein of 223 amino acids. The record is from RefSeq and is a predicted model, not a curated record. Lineage: Eukaryota; Metazoa; Cnidaria; Hydrozoa; Anthoathecata; Hydractiniidae. Gene Ontology annotation, cellular component: cytoplasm. Gene Ontology annotation, molecular function: glutathione transferase activity; glutathione binding.